AUUGAGUUGCUCAAGUCAACAAUGGCGAAUCAGUUAGUCAUCAUCCUUUGUUUCUCCACAUUCCUCAUCUUAUCUCAUUUCACCUCUCUUUCUCUCUCUAAAGAAACUAAUCCCAGCUCCGGUGACGAUGACGACGAAGACCUUAGCUUCCUUGAAGAACCGGAAGAUGGAACUCCAUCGACACACGAUACUUACGAUCAGGAUCUUCCCGAUUUUGAUGAAUUCGCCGGAGACGAAGACGAAGACGAUUUCGACAACUUCAACUACAACGACGACGAAUUCGAAGUGCCUGCUCAUGAUUACAAUGAGGAAGAGGAGCACACGAACUCAAUUGAUGAUAAGGAUGUUGUUGUUUUGGUUGAAAGCAACUUUACUGACAUUGUGGAGAGUAAUCGUUACGUGAUGGUGGAGUUCUACGCUCCUUGGUGUGGUCAUUGUAAGGCUCUUGCUCCAGAGUACGCCGCCGCAGCCACGGAGCUGAAAGGAGAGCCGGUGGUGCUUGCUAAGGUUGAUGCACAAGAGGAGAGUGACCUUGCUGAGACGUACGAGGUCCAAGGGUUUCCUACUGUUCUCUUUUUUGUCGACGGUGUUCACAAGCCUUACCUUGGGCAACGCACCAAAGAUGCUAUAGUAAAUUGGAUCAAGAAGAAGACAGGACCUGGGGUAUACAACAUAACGACUGUAGAAGAUGCAGAGAAAAUACUUGCAUCUGAGGACAAAGUUGUUUUGGCCUUCGUCAGCUCUUUGGUGGGUCCUGAAAACGAGGAACUUGCUGCAGCUUCCAAGCUUGAUGAUGAUGUCAACUUUUAUCAAACCAUAGAUCCUAAUGUUGCCAAGCUUUUCCAAAUUGAUCCUGAUGUAAAACUCCCAGCUUUAGUCUUGCUGAAGAAGGAUGCUGAGAAAGUGACCCAUCAUGAUGGUCUAUUCGACAAGUCUGCAAUUAAGGAGUUUGUUUUUGCAAAUAAACUUCCCUUGGUGACAACUUUUUCCAGAGAAAGUGCAUCUUUGAUUUUCGAAAGCCCAAUAAAGAAACAGGUGAUGCUAUUUGCUACGUCAAUGGGUUCAACUAAGGUUGCCCAGACAUUUGUGGAUGCUGCAAAGUUAUUUAAGGGGAAGCUUAUCUUUGUGUAUGUUGAUAUGGACAAUGAGGAUGUUGGAAAGCCUGUUGGAGAUUAUUUUAGUAUCACGGGAGAUGCUCCACAGGUUAUUGGAUACACCGGAAACGAUGAUGCUAAGAAAUUUGUAUUUGAUGGAGAUCUGACAGUUGAAAACCUUAAGGCUUUUGGGGAGAAAUUUUUGGACGACAAGCUUAAAGCUUUCUACAAAUCUGAUCCAAUUCCUGAGCAUAAUGACGGUGACGUGAAGAUAGUAGUUGGGAAUAACUUUGAUGAUAUGGUCUUGGAUGAGUCGAAAGAUGUUCUACUAGAGAUUUAUGCACCAUGGUGCGGGCAUUGCCAAGCUCUAGAACCAACUUACAGCAAGCUUGCUAAGCAUUUGCGCGAUAUUGAUUCCUUGGUAAUAGCAAAGAUGGAUGGAAGUACAAAUGAACAUCCCAAGGCAAAGGCGGAUGGGUACCCAACACUUCUCUUCUACCCCGCUGGAAACAAAAGCUCUGAUCCUAUAUCUGUAGAUGUUGAUCGAACAGUAGUGGCAUUCUACAAAUUCCUUAAGAAACAUGCUUCGAUCCCCUUUAAGCUCCAGAAACCAACUUACACUGAUGCCAAACAAAGCAGCAAAGAUAGCAACAUUGACAAAAAAGAUGAACUCUGACAAUAGUUUCUACCUGUAGUUCUUAUAAAGAGUAUUUAUGUAUACGUUGAGAUACCAUUUUUAUAUACGAAACUGAAGGUUGAAGAUAGAAUAGGAGGCAACAUGGACAGCAUUCUAGAUUGUUUACGUGUAUACGAAUGGACAUCGUCAUGAACUGCUGGCUACGGUGAGCCAUGGUUUGCUCUUUUAAAUCCGACUUUUAUGAAAUGCAAGGACCCUUUACCAAUUGGCUAGUGCU
This is a messenger RNA of Cynara cardunculus var. scolymus (artichoke), 2008 nucleotides long. RefSeq names its product protein disulfide isomerase-like 1-4. Bases 22 to 1770 code for a protein of 582 amino acids. Gene Ontology annotation, molecular function: protein disulfide isomerase activity. Gene Ontology annotation, biological process: response to endoplasmic reticulum stress; protein folding. The record is from RefSeq and is a predicted model, not a curated record. Gene Ontology annotation, cellular component: endoplasmic reticulum. NCBI's taxonomy places the organism in Eukaryota, Viridiplantae, Streptophyta, Magnoliopsida, Asterales, Asteraceae. The transcript is spliced from 12 exons.